Molecule: messenger RNA, 1188 nt
Organism: Rhizopus microsporus ATCC 52813
Lineage: Eukaryota; Fungi; Mucoromycota; Mucoromycetes; Mucorales; Rhizopodaceae
Product: kinase-like protein
Exons: 4
Coding region: 1-1188 (395 amino acids)
Biological process (GO): protein phosphorylation; intracellular signal transduction; regulation of MAPK cascade
Cellular component (GO): cytoplasm
Molecular function (GO): ATP binding; protein serine/threonine kinase activity
Source: RefSeq, a predicted model, not a curated record
AUGAAGAGAAGAUCGACAGGAUGCUUACGAAGGUCCUCUGUUGUGUCAGCACCAUCAUCCACAAAAAAUAAUAACAACAAAGUCUGGAGGUCUCCUGGUCAUUACGAAAUACCAAAUGUAUUUGGUAGUGAUUGUUUCCUUAAACCCGAACCUAAUUUAUUCCCUCAAAACAACUUCUUGCGAACGAUAAAUGUCGAAAAGCACAUAUCUAAGCAUCCUUGGCGUCCAGCUGGUCUCUGCACAGAAAUACCUCAGUUACCUCCUUUAAUUAAAACUGGGAAUGAAUUCGAGAAAAAAAUCAGAAAAGCUUUACCUUCUUCCGUACAAGUUUCUUCACUUGACCCACGUAACAAAUAUGACGGGUUUCAAGAGAUUGGCACAGGUGUAAAUGGCUCUGUCGUUCGAGCACGUCAUAAAUACAAAAAAAAUACGUAUUUAGCCAUUAAACGAUGCCGACUUGAUCCUGAUAAAGAGUAUAAAGCUUCCAUAAUUCGAGAACUUUUUAUCAUGUCAACUGGUCACGCAAACCUUAUUCGAUUAAGACAAGUUUCCUUGUGGAAACAAGAAGUCUGGAUGGCCAUGGAUCUACAGAGAUGCUCCGUCUUUGCCAUCUUAUGUCAGCGCGGUAUUCCUGAACAGUAUGCUGUUCAUAUCACUUGCGAGACACUUAAGGGUCUAUGCUACUUACAUUCCAAGCAAUUCAUUCAUCGUGACAUCAAAUGUGAGAAUCUUUUGAUAGGAUGGAAUGGGGAAGUCAAAUUAGCUGACUUUGGUCUUGCUACCAAGACAACAAGACGUAAUAGAGAACGAUUAGGUACAAGUAAAUGGAUGGCGCCUGAAGUCAUCCGAGAACAAUACUAUGAUGAAAAGAUCGAUAUGUGGUCAUUGGGCAUUACAAUCAUUGAAAUGAUGGACAGAGUGCCUCCUCAUUAUUUAAUAAGAGAUGAAACUGAACUGUUCAAGGCAAUCCUGAGUGAACCAAGUCCUACUUUCACCUAUAGUUUACCUACCAUGUACAUGAGGGGCUUAGUUGCUUGGUUAUUAGAUGAGCAGCCUUCGACGAGACCACAUGCUGUGGAUGUACUACAGGAAAUCGAAGCCCAUGUCCAAAGUAAAUUACUACAAUGCUCAACUUCACAAGAAUUAGCUCGGUUUGUAAAUCAUGUUUUAUCUUCAGCAUCUUCAUAG